AUGCUCAUCAGUGCUUGGUUGAACACCAACAAGGAUCCCAUAGUCAGUAAUGAGCAGAAGGUAUGGGCGUUUUGGAAGAGAAUAGAUGAGUGUUUCAACUCAAGCCCUCAGCUCAGUGGCUUUGCUCCUAGAGAGGCAAGUCAAUGUAAGCAGAGGUGGGGAAGAGUGAACGGGUAUGAGGUCACUCUGAAGGAGCAAACUAGUGGCCAAAAUGAGAAUGAUGUCAUGAAGGCAGCCCAUGACAUCUUCUUAAAUGACUACCACGUCAAGUUCAGCCUUGAACAUGCUUGGAGGGAACUUAGGUUUGAUCAGAAAAGGAGAUCAAACUCUGUGUCCAGAGAUGGUGGAAAGGAGAAAAGGAAGGAAGCUGCGGAGGUGGUGCCUGACUUGGAAGAGGUUAGGCCUCCUGGUGUUAAGGCUUGCAAAGCAGCCAAAUGCAAGAAGCACGGGAAUGAAACAACUUUUGAUCAAAUACAGAGCAUGCUUGUUGUGAAACAAAACAUAUCCAAACAGAAACUCCUUGAUCGUCUCCUUGCCAAAAAUGAAAAUGAUCUAUCUGAUACCGAAGUGUCUCUGAAGAACAAACUCAUAUCUAAAAUGCUUUGA
Messenger RNA from Brassica oleracea var. oleracea, 606 nucleotides. Its product is annotated as glutathione S-transferase T3-like. The transcript has a single exon. The coding region runs from base 1 to 606 and encodes 201 amino acids. The record is from RefSeq and is a predicted model, not a curated record. NCBI's taxonomy places the organism in Eukaryota, Viridiplantae, Streptophyta, Magnoliopsida, Brassicales, Brassicaceae.